Mycena citricolor is the source of this 2648-nucleotide messenger RNA. The record is from the annotation of a GenBank genome assembly. Lineage: Eukaryota; Fungi; Basidiomycota; Agaricomycetes; Agaricales; Mycenaceae.
CUAUCAUGCACUCAUCCUCGACAACGUGCAUGUCUCUAGCUCUGACAAGCACGGAUUACCCUUGGCUGCAUCCCUCGCGUCUCUACGCAGCAUUGGUUAUCUAAGCUUUGAAAUCUUUCAAUCAUUUGGCGAUGCCUCUCAAGUUCAACGCAAAACGCGUUUUGCGCCAAAACUCGGACACGGCCGUGCAGCUUGCAAUCUCUAUCACAUCCCUAACGAGAGAUCUUUCGGGACUCUCUGGUUUCCCACCAGCGGCUGCGUUGGCAUCCAUAGUGCUGUUGAUACUCCAAGUUGCUCAGAGCCUGCAAACGAACAAGGAGGGCUGCACACGCCUCGCACAAAAGUGCGCGACGAUUCUGUUGAACAUCAACGAACAGAUGGCGGGGCGAUGGGAGCAGGCACCCCAAUCAUUGGUGAAGAACCUGGCACGGCUCAAGGACACGCUCGAGUCGAUACACACAUUCAUGCUCGAUGCCGCGUCCGGUAGCUGGCGAACGCGGCUCCUGCGUAAGAACACCAUAGAUGACGCGUUGCUACAAUUCCGAGAACAGUUGGACGACGCGUCGAAGACAUUUCAGCUUGCUACACUCAUUGAAAUUCACUAUGCGGUCUCUUCCACUGACGCUCAACCGGUCGCACGUCGCCCUCCGCAACUUUGUCUCGAGACUACGCAGGAGAGCGACGUACCCAUGGCAGUUUCGAAACCUUCAUUGGAUCUUGUACUGUCUCCGAUCGGAGCACCACCGCCGAUGUACAACUUCGAAGCAAUCUCUGAAGAAGCGCAUAUCGAGGCAGAGGACCUUGCGCUCGAAAUUGUUUCCGACGAGGUUCUCAACGCUCGAAUGGAGGACCGCGGUGCGGUGACGGAUCAUGGUGUAGUGGAAGAUCACGGUGUGGUGGAAGAUCAUGGCUUCACCCGCUAUCAUCAAUCUCAUGUCACGUUCAGCGGAAGGCCCAAGAAAGACAUGGAAGGCUGGUGGACUGGGGCAAGCGACGUCGUGGUAAACGGGCAAGACGCAUUGAUCAAACGGUACGAAGGACCCAGAACCCAUGCGCAGAGGGAUUGGGCACGUGAUGUGAAGGCGCUUCAAGGGCUCUAUCAUCCGAAUUUACCGCAGUUGAUGGGUUUCUCUGAAGAUUCUGCCAAAACUCCUUUCAUCCUUCUGUCAAAUGUGCGAACGCGUUCUCCCGAAUCAUUCCUCAUGGGAAUGCUGAGAACGCAUGGGCUGGCUUCAUGCAUCGAGAGCAUGCUGCGUUUCUAUACAGAUAUCGUGAGUGCAACCAUCUACGUGCAGGGACAACUCGGUCUCUCUGAAGAACAAGCGCAAGAUUUCUUAGAGAGUGCCUCGUUCCGUGUCGAUGGCUCGAACUCUCUGGUUGUCGGACUGCCAUCAAAGGACCGAGCUUCGUUGACCUGGCGGAAUUACGGUAUCGCUGAGACCGUCAGGAAGUCGGUUCUUCGUAUGUUACCCAACGGAGGAACAUCCAAUUAUCGACGAGACGUUGUGAGAGUGGACGAUGACCCUGAGUGGCAUCUUGACCAAUUGACUGCGCUCGUGGAUGCCCUCCUUCCUUCGGGAAAAGCGCCUCUGGGCUUGUCCAAACAGCUCCAAUCUGCGCUGGACGACUGCGAUUCGUAUGAAAACACGAGCAUAACGCUCCCUCGCCUCCGUCGACUGUGUCUCGACGCCCAGUCGCACAGCCAUGUGUGGGCCAAGAGCUCGUCUAUUCCGGGCGGCAAGUUCUCCGUCGGCGAUAUCGGCUACAUCCCACUCGGAGCCGACUGGAACGGGUUCGUUAGCAAGCACAACGUCAUCCAGCAGGGUUUGGCCAGUUUCGACAUCGAGAGCUCGGCGUCGGGAACGCAGUGGUGCUGGAAUGACCGACCGGUACGGAGGAGCGAAUUGGGCGCGUUCGAUAUGCUGGGGGAUGUCAAGUGUUGGGCGAUGGGCGUUCCUCCGGGUGCUCAGGUCGACUGCCAGAUCACACACCGCAAGGUCUUGAAGGAGAUGGGCGACGCAUGGAGAUUCCUCCUGGAUAAUGCGAGGAAGCUUUCUGAAGAGUGGGGUGUUCCGCCCAGUUCCAUCAUAUUCAGUGCGUGUCCGUCAUUUCCCAAGGAAUCCACCCGCACUCAGUACCUCUCAAGUCACGCAGGCGGGGACGGAUCAAGACUUUAGCAUCAACGACUUUGGGCAAGCAGUGCAACUGAGGUUACCUCGGCCUGGGUUUCCUCCGAAUCGACCUGGCAUGUCGAUGCCUCCGCUGUUCCCGAAUCAAGUUUCGGUGCCGUCCGUGAUGUAUCUCUCCACAUCCGCGAGUCCCGAAUUCGAGCCCUUCUGGUCUCACAGUCCCGCCGACAAGAUGCUGAAGCAUGGAUGGACAUUCAAAAUCGGAUGGAAGACGGGGUUCAUAAACUGGGCGCAGUUGCAUCCGGAGGAUUUCAGAGAUCAGAAGUAACUCUUUUUCAGUCUGUAUGUUAGUAUCUAUUUCCUCUUCUUGAAUUCGAGCUCGCAAGAAUGUACCGAAAGAGUCGUGUUCGGAGAGAGAAUCGACGAAUCGACCGCAAUCCUGAGGCGACAGGAUGGGAACAGCCUCAGCUCGCGUGACGGCCAAGGCCAACCACGAAUCGAGACACGGGUAGGCUUCGC